Molecule: messenger RNA, 1007 nt
Organism: Vollenhovia emeryi
Lineage: Eukaryota; Metazoa; Arthropoda; Insecta; Hymenoptera; Formicidae
Exons: 2
Molecular function (GO): nucleic acid binding; zinc ion binding
Source: RefSeq, a predicted model, not a curated record
AUGGGAAACGUGGAAAUGGCAAAUCGAACUGUGUUUAAAAGAACAGUGCCUUUAUUCGAUUGUCGAUGGCACGCGGUCGUGCCCGGACGGGCCGUAGGACGGCGGGGAGCCGUCGCCGCAUCGGAAGCGUACCGACGCUGGCAACGAGACAAUGCGCGUGCGGCUCAAAUACUCGGUACAACGCUCGAAGAAGAAGCCGCUCUUCAUGUCCGUAAGAAGACCGACGCGAAAGAAAUUUGGGAUACGUUAGUGUCAGUAUUUGAACAGUCAUCUCUGCAGAGAUUAUACACGUUGCUCGACAGCUUCUUCGAGAUGUCGAAGGAUGACGCAACCUCCGUUACAAAACAUACGUCUCGAUUAGCGAACGUGUUCGAGAACAUUCUUAACGAAUUACAUAAAGGCAACCCAAAUGCUACACUUCCGCUACCGCUGCUUCACCAUCGUAUUUUCAAAACGCUCGGUCCCGAGUACCAAUAUUAUCGUUCAACUUGGUAUCGCAUUCCGGAAAACGAGCAAACGACGAAGCUAUUAAUUGAAAAUUUGCGUUCGAUUGAGAAUUUGGUUGCGUCGCACGGAACACCGCAGACGACUGGCGCUUUCUACGCAAGACCGAAAGUGAAGAAUUUACAGAAGAAACCAAAUAAAUCAACACCAGAUCCGGCUUCGACAGAACAUAAGAAGGAAAAACGGUCGUGUUUAUAUUGCAAGAAAGUCGGACAUAUCAUCGCCAAUUGUCAGAAACGCGACAGCAAACCAGGCACGUUCUUCGCCACUGGCCUGGCAGUCAACGCAGACUUCGCUCCCGCUGACUCUUGGAUUUCGGACUCCGGUACGACGCAUCAUAUGUCGACGAACAAACAAUACUUUGCUACAUUCGAGAAGUUCCCGAUUCCGCAGCGCGUCCAGACAGCGGGCAAGGAAUACAUUCUGGCUUACGGGUCUGGCAGAAUUGAUGUCGAGAUGCGCAUAGGUGACAGAUGGUUGCCUGCUUCGAUGAAGGACGUUUG